Molecule: messenger RNA, 1894 nt
Organism: Erythranthe guttata (spotted monkey flower)
Lineage: Eukaryota; Viridiplantae; Streptophyta; Magnoliopsida; Lamiales; Phrymaceae
Source: RefSeq, a predicted model, not a curated record
CAACAAUUUGCCACACCAACCAACAAUUAAGGCUCACAUGCUAUUGUUCUGAAAUGUUUAGAAAUCAGAGCAAUAAAAAAUAAUACUACCAUUAGAAAAAUCACAAUUAAAUAUCAGCUCUGCAGGAAUCGAGGAGUAAGUAACAUGAAAAUCAAUGCACGCGCACACGCGCCCGCAGACACACACAAACAAUAAUGAUAGUUGGACUAUAGGCUUCUUAAAUCUUAAGUUUCUAUAAAAAGAUUUGAAAAAAAUGACAUUUGAUCUAAUUGAUACGGAAUAUAAUUGUAAAUUAAUAAAAUAAUUCACGUUGCUGAGAGCAAUGAAAUCACAGGAUCGUAAUAUAUAUAUAUAUAUAUGUAUAGUCAAAGGAUCCCAAUUACUGAUUCACGUGGUAUGAUUAAAAUGGAAUCUAAAUAAAAAACUAAUCAUUGGAAACAUUAUAUAGUUUGGAGCCUUUACACUUCAAACACACACACACACACACACACACACACACACACAAGAGAGAGAGAGAGAGAGAGAGAGAGAGAGAUGAAGCAGGGAAAGGCGGUGGUGGUGGGAGGGAGCAUAGCAGGGAUGUCAUGCGCACACGCGCUGUCGGCAGCAGGGUGGGAAGUGGUGGUGCUGGAGAAGACCAUGUCUGCUCCAACUAGCUGCACCACCGGAGCUGGACUCGGGCUCGAUAAGCUCUCCCACAAACUCAUCCAACCAUGGCUUAAACAACCUGAAAAGCUCGACGUCAUGACAUUACCGCUGACUGUUGAGUAUGAUCAAGCAACAGAUGUGAACAAGAACAUUAGUAGGACACUGGCAAGAGACCCGAGUUUCAAUUUCAAAGUAGUGCACUGGUCCGAUCUCCAUAGGCUUCUGUACGAGUCCUUACCGCCGGAGGUUGUUCUCUUGUGGGGACACUUCUUCUUAUCCUUGUCCAUUUCUGAAGAUAAAAGUUCGGUCAAAGUGGUAGCUAAGCUUCUUCAAACCGACGAAACUGUCGAGAUAGUUGCCGAUCUUCUUGUCGCAGCUGAUGGUAGCCUCUCUCCUAUACGAAAACAUUUUCUCCCUGAUCACAAACUCAGAUAUUCGGGUUAUUGUGCAUGGAGAGGGGUAAUCGAUUAUUCAGACAACGAGAACUCAGAAACACUAAAGGCAAUCAAGAAAGCGUACCUUGAUCUCGGUAACUCUUGUUAUUUCGACUUAGGCUCAGAAGGGCAUGUUGUCUUUCACGAGUUAAUCAACCGAAGGUUCAAUUGGGUUUGGUAUCUCAAUCAAGAAGAGCCUCGUUUUGAGGGAAAUUCGCUCACAACAAAAGUUAGCCAAGACAUGAUUGAAGAAAUGUACGAAUUAGCAGAGAAAGUAUGGAUACCUGAACUGGUGAAAGUAAUGCGAGAAACGAAAGACCCCUUUCUGAACGCGAUAUACGAUAGCGAGCCAUUAGAGCAGUUGUAUUGGAACAAUAACGUGGUUCUGAUUGGAGAUGCAGCUCACCCUAUAACGCCUCACAGUGCGAGAGCCACCAACAUGUCGAUACUCGAUGCUGCAGUGUUGGGCAAAUGCCUCGAGAAGUGGGGCCCCGAGAAUCUUGGCUCGGCCCUCGAAGAGUAUCAGUCUAUCAGGCUGCCGGUUGCUAAAGAGCAAGUUCUUUACUCACGACGAUCGGGCCGUAUAAAACAACGUUUACCUGUCUCUGGUCGGGAGAUAUUUGAUCCUAUGACAGCAAGUGAAGAAGAAAGCAAAGUGCUGCAGAUAAGGAAUACACCUUAUUUCAAUGUUAUGCCAUCCAUUUUGAUGUAAUAAGUGCGGACCACCCUCUGGAUGUGUAUUCCCAGCAGGAGUUUUCUUAUCUGUGUGUUUCAAUUAUCAAUAAACAUGUGUCCGAGUAAUGUUGUCUUCA